Solanum tuberosum (potato) is the source of this 948-nucleotide messenger RNA. RefSeq names its product zinc finger BED domain-containing protein RICESLEEPER 4-like. Gene Ontology annotation, molecular function: protein dimerization activity. Lineage: Eukaryota; Viridiplantae; Streptophyta; Magnoliopsida; Solanales; Solanaceae. The record is from RefSeq and is a predicted model, not a curated record. The transcript has 2 exons. Bases 1 to 948 code for a protein of 315 amino acids.
AUGGCAGCUUGCAUUACUAAUUGUUUGCUUGAAUGGGGUUUGGAUAAUGUGUUUACUAUUACAGUUGAUAAUGCUAGUUCUAAUGAUGUUACUGUGAAAGAAAUGUCUAAACAAUUGAGUAAUUGGGGAACUAACAUUAUGGAUGGUGACCAUCUUCAUGUGAGGUGUAUGGCACAUAUCCUUAAUCUUAUUGUGCAAGAUGGGUUGAAGGAAAUUGGUAAGUCUAUCAAGCUAGUGAGACAAGCCGUGAAAUACAUUAAACAAUCUCCCGCAAGAAUUCGAAAGUUCAAAGAAUGUUGUGAAUCUCAAUUGAUAGCUUGUAAGAAAUCUCUGUGUUUAGAUGUUCCUACUAGGUGGAACUCUACAUAUUUGAUGGUUGAUGUAGCACAACAUUUUGAGCUUUCAUUUGAAAGAUAUAGUUUUUAUGAUAUUGGAUACUUGAACCAUUUUCGUACCUUUGGUUCUAAUUCUUCUGAAGGUGAAGAUGGAACUAAUGUAGAUAUUCUUACAAGUGUUAACUGGAAAAAUGUGAGGUCAAUGGUGAAAUUUAUUGAAACUUUUUAUGUACCUACUUUGAAGAUUUCUGAUUCUAAUUAUGUCACUAGCAAUACACACUUUGUUGAAAUUGCUGAACUUAAUCUUAUUUUGAAAGAGAUGAUGGAAAAUGAAGAUGGUAAUUUGAAAGAAAUGAGGAAGAAUGAGAACGAAACAACAAUUGAGAAGCAUAAAGAAGUUAGUGGAAGUUCAGGUAGUAAAUCAGAAUUGGAAAGCUAUCUUGCUGAAGAUAUUAAGCCAAAUAGUGAUGGCUUUGAUAUAUUAAUGUGGUGGAAAGUAAAUGAGCUGAGAUUUCCUAUUCUCGCGGAAAUGGUUCGUGAUGUGUUAGCCAUUCCCAUUUCAAGUGUCGCAUCAUUAACUCCUAAACUUGUGCAAUCACUUAUUUGUGUUUAA